AUGGGGAUUAUGAGAGAGAAGAAACGUCCAUUCUCUUCAGCAACUUCACCUUGUGCCCAUCUCAGGACUGCUUACCACAACUGCUUCAACAGGUGGUAUGCGGAGAAGUUUUUGAAGGGUGAGUGGAGCAAACAGGAGUGUGUUUCUGAGUGGGAGAAAUACAGAGAAUGUUUAUCUCAACAUUUGGACGAUAAGCAUCUGAGCCGGUUCUUGGAAGCUGAAGGCAUUGUAGAUUUCACCAAUCAAGCUGAGUAUAAAAAACCCACCGGCAAGGAAAAAACCAUAGACGAGAACGAAGCCUUAUAUGUGGUGGAGGAUGAAGAGCAAUUAUUCAAGAAUGGUCUUAAUUCAUGUAUACAAUUACCCUCCAAAUUACAGUUUUCAAUUAGGAUUGGGAAAGGUUGGAUUUCAAGAUAUUGGGCUUGCUACCGAGACUCUAAGACUUACUAUUCUGAAUUAAGAUUAGAUGCAUUAGUGGCUCUUAGAAAGAUCCAAGAGUGCGAAAAGCUUGGUAAAUAUGGGUUGUCUAAGAUAAUUGUCUCUCUAAGAAACAGACCAAUUUCUGCCAGCCACUUCAUAGUAAAAUUAUACUGCAGUUUUCUAGAUGCUGAGUAUUUGUCUCUUAUUAUGGAGUAUCUCCCUGGUGGCGACAUGAUGACUCUGCUUAUGAGAGAAGACAUGUCUGAAAGUGUGGCUAAAUUUUACAUUGCUCAAAGUGUACUGGCCAUUGAAUCCAUUCACAGGGACAUCAAACCUGACAACCUGCUCUUUGAUAAAAAUGGUCACAUGAAGCUCUCGGACUUCGGCCUUUGCAAACCUAUUGAUUGCCUAACUCUGUCUAGUGUUAAUGAAAAUGAGGCCAUGGAUGAUGAGAAUAUAAGAGAACCAAUGGAUGUUGAUGGCCGUUUUCCAGAUGCUGCUCAUGACUAUAUUGCUCCAGAAGUGCUAUUGAAGAAGGGAUAUGGCAUGGAGUGUGAAUGGUGGUCAUUGGGUGCAAUUAUAUAUGAAAUGCUUAUCAGCUACGCUCCAUUUUAUUCAGAUGAACCAUUGACCACUUACAGGAAGAUAGUUCAUUGGAGAAAUUACCUGAAAUCUCCCGAAGAUGCCAAAUUGAGGCAGAUCAAGAUACAUCUUAAUUCCAAAGAUUUAAGCUUUGUGGGCUACACAUACAAGAACUUUGAUGCUGUUAAGGAGGCAUUGCGUCAGUCAUCAGAUCUUAUCAGGAGUCCAUCACCAAGUCGGUCAUCAAUUGAUUCCAUAAUUGAUGAUCCCGAGGGGGACCAAACGAGGAAAGCAACAUCCGAGGAAAGAGACGUGCAAAUGAUCACAACAAUGGAUGAUGUGAUGUCACCAUGA
Fraxinus pennsylvanica is the source of this 1356-nucleotide messenger RNA. The record is from the annotation of a GenBank genome assembly. Lineage: Eukaryota; Viridiplantae; Streptophyta; Magnoliopsida; Lamiales; Oleaceae.